Messenger RNA from Zeugodacus cucurbitae (melon fly), 3375 nucleotides. RefSeq names its product 5'-nucleotidase domain-containing protein 3 (gene Nt5c). Gene Ontology annotation, molecular function: 5'-nucleotidase activity. Bases 173 to 1933 code for a protein of 586 amino acids. The record is from RefSeq and is a predicted model, not a curated record. The transcript has 8 exons. Lineage: Eukaryota; Metazoa; Arthropoda; Insecta; Diptera; Tephritidae.
AUAAAUAAACAAACCAUAGGUUACUUCAAUUAUCACUAUUUUGUAAUACGUGAAUAGAACUUUUAUUGUUAAUCAAGAAAAAUAACAAAGAUGAAUUGCAAUAAAUAAAUAAGCAUCUAUUGUUAUACGAUAAGCGAGAAAGUUAAACUCUAUUAUCCGAAAUAAUCCCGAUAUGCUUCCAUUGCAUAUUUUUCCGCGAGUUACCUCUAAGAUUGGUCGUCGUGCUGUUUUUCCGGAACUUACGGGCACAAAAUAUGGAAUCAGUUUAAAAUUUAGUACAUUAUGUAGCGCAACCAAGAUAUUUCAACAAUGUGGAUCUGACGCAUCGAAUGUGAGAAUUUGUGAUCAACGUAUACAGUUACAACAACAAUACUUAAUUAAUGCCCGUGCUAUCAGAGCUAGCUCCAGUGUAUCAUCUCAGAGUAAUGUUACGACACCAAUUGAUCUUUCUAAUACCGCGUCUGGACCUCAAACACGAUUAGGUUAUAAACCAGAAACUGUCAGCGACUUCGAAUUACUGUACAAAUUGACACAGGAUAAAUUUAAAUCUAAGAAACUGCCGAAGGAUGUUAAUCGUUGUGGUGUAUUUGCUAAUAAUGAGCUAGAUUUGGAGGAAGUUGAUGUAUAUGGUUUCGAUUAUGACUAUACGCUCGCGUGCUAUAAGCCAUGCCUUCACGAUUUACUAUACAAUUUGGGUCGCGAUAGAUUGAUUAAAAAAUUCAAGUAUCCUGAGAAUAUUUCAAAAUUGGAGUACAUUCCACAGUUUGCAGUACGUGGACUUCAUUAUGAUAUAGAAAAGGGUCUGCUCCUAAAAUUAGACUCGUUCCUUCAAAUACAGCUUGGAUCGGUUUACCGCGGACUCACAAAAAUCCCUGACGGAGAAGUGCUAAAGCUGUAUAAAAAUCGAAUUUUACCCAUCGCAUAUGUAGAGGGCCAAUCAAAAAAUUACCAGCCCAAUGCCAAAGCGAAAAUGGUUCAGCUAGCAGACUUAUUCUCUGUUCCUGAAAUGUGUCUUUUAUGUAAUGUAGCCGAGUAUUUUGAAAGAAAUCAUAUCGACUACAACCCCGAAAUUCUGUUUCAUGACAUAAAAUCAUCAGUGCAAUCAUGCCAUCCGAUUAUGCACGAAAUCGUUAUGAAAAAUGUAGGAGAAUAUAUUGAGAAAAACUGUCGAUUACCUGAAUAUUUUAAAAAGUUGGCAAAUGCAGGAAAAAAACUAUUUCUUGUAACAAAUAGUCCAUUUUCUUUUGUAAAUCGUGGAAUGACUUUAUUGGCCGGUGACAAAUGGCGCGAAUAUUUUGACGUUAUAAUAGUUCAAGCGCGAAAACCUAAAUUUUUUACAGAUGAUUCACGUCCAAUCCGAUUAUAUGACGAAACAACAAAUUCACAUGUUUGGGAUCGGGUUUCAAAAUUGGAAAAGGGAAAAAUAUAUUAUGAGGGAACUGUAAAACAACUACAAGAUUUAACAGGUUGGCGUGGUCAUAAUGUACUAUAUUUUGGUGAUCAUCCCUAUAGCGAUUUAGCUGAUGUGACAUUAGAGCAUGGCUGGAGGACUGGUGCAAUUAUAAAUGAACUCACGCAUGAGAUUGAAACUCUUAACAAUGUGAAUUUCAAAAAAAAUGCAAAUUGGCUGCAGAUGUUAACCCAACUCAUUGAAGAAAUUCAAGACUACGAAUGUGAACCUGCACAAAUUUGCUUAGAAAAAUGGCAAGCGGAGCGCGAUAUGCUUAGGAAUCAAACUAAAAUGGUUUUCAACGAACAGUUUGGUAGUGUCUUUCGAACUUAUCACAAUCCAACGUAUUUUUCACGACGUCUUUUUCGUUUUGCUGACAUUUACACCAGUGACAUUACAAACUUGGCAAACUAUUCUGUAUCUCACACUUUUUAUCCUCGGCGCGGUGUAAUGCCACAUGAGUACAUUUCGUAUUUUAUGUAAAAGGUGACAGUCGUUUAUACAAGGGGGAUUAAAUCAGUUUAAGUCUAUCUGUUUAUUUAGACUUGCACUAGCAUUUUUUCACCCAAAUCUUGUUAAAACUCGAAAUGCUAGUCCUUAGAGAGAGAUGCGGAUGCUCUCAUUAUUACGUGUCAUAUGUCCGUACCACAUUUUCAACUAAUUAAUAACCACAGUAGUUCCUAUAAAUCGAAAAAAGAGAUUAUUAAUUAAUUCAAAAUAUUUUGUAAUUUUUUAUUAUUAAGUUAACUUGCUCGAAUUUAAUUAUAUUAAGAAAUAUUAUCCCUAUUAAUCGAAAAAAGAGAUUAUUAAUUAAUUCAAAAUAUUUAAUAUUUUUUUAUUAUUAAGUUAACUUGCUCGAAUUUAAUUAUAUUAAAAAAUAUUAUGCCCGUAAUCGGCAAUUUGAAAGGGUAGAAAUUGUGGGAUAUGAUAUAAACAUGAUGGAUCGAUACAAUCUAAAACUUCCGGGAAUGCUCGUUUUUAGCAAAAUUAUAUUAAUGAACCGUUUUGUUCAACUACAGUCUUUGAUGUUCAUUAAUAUUGAAAACUAUCUAGUUAACUAUAAACUAUGGAAAUUCUUGGUUGUGCUAAUCCAAAGUUAAAGCCAUUUCCGCAGUAGAUGUUGAUAACUCACUUCAAGAAGGAAUCGGAUAACUUCAAUCUGGGAGGUACAGAUUGUGUAAAAUCAAUUCGUUAAUAUUUAACAUCAAUUCAAGUCAGUCGAGUGGUAAACUGAAAAUAAGUAUAUUUCCAAUGAUGUUUAGGUAAUUGUCUAUUAAUUAUAUUAUUGGUAUAUUAUUUAAAUGAUUGUUAAUGCUAUUAUUGUUAACUCUAUCAAGCUUAUAAUAAUGAUAAUACUACUUUAUUAUUUUAAAUAUAAUUAGGACGUCAAGAAUUCCUGAAAAUUUCUCAUUGCAGUUAAAAUUACUAAAAUACAAGAGAUAAAUGCUAAUUGUAGCAUUUUUUCACCUAGUCAGUUCAAUAAAAUUGUUAUAAUGGAUUGUUAAUAUAAUUAUAAAUGUAAUUGCGUUAGAAACCGCGUGUUCGUGUUAUUCGUGUGAAUAAAAACGUACACCCAUAUCAUGUAUCUAUAAUAGCCUGAGUCCAGUCGCCUUCAGGCUACCGUAGCCCGAAAAAUACAUUAAGAGAGGCUACUGGCGAAUAUGACAGGCUACUAAUCGCCAGUCGCCAUAUUUUUUGCAUAUUAUCUAUUACUAUCAACCCUCAUUAUAGUAUCCAAAUAUGUCAAAAGCACGCUACUGAUGAAGAAAGUUUAUUCAUUAUAGAUUGUAGUUUUGAGUAAAGCAGUAUAUAUAAUGAGAUGGCGAAUAAAUUGUAAAUACAAAUAAAAAAUGAAUUUACAUUAAUAUAUAAUUGAAUGAGUUGCUUUUUAAAUAUUAUUUAAAAUAAAUGCAAAAUAUUCCGGA